ACUUCAGAUUGUGCCGUUGUGCAGCCCAGUUUGCCGUCGUCAAGACCUCCCCCGGAUAUGGCAAAUGAGGAUGGCCUCCCGCCGCCGGCGAGAAUACAAACCGACACUGGCUAUUACACCGGCGCUGUAGUGGACGCACAACCAACAGCGUCAAUGCACCCUGCACUUCGGGAUCUACAGGCAGACCAGACAGAUGGCUUGUUGCAUGCCCAUUCUCCCAUUGUUCAAUCCGCAUCCUGCGUCCCAACACAGUCCGAAUCCUCUGCAGUCCCCUCGGCUGAUCCUGCUAUCGCCGGCCCAUCCAGUGUCCAUUCGCCUCCAGCGUCUACUCCCGGACUUAUGCUGUCGUCUCUGCUGGCUCUAGCCUCCCCGUCGUUUGCAUCGACUUUCCACCAUGGCGCAACUCAGAAGACGCUUACGAAGGCUCCGCGCGCGCAGCUAUUGACGCGUGCACGAGCAUUGAAAGGCGAAUUAGAGCGCGCGAGAGAAAGGGCACGCAUUGAACUAUGGGAAAUGACGAUGGAGAUGGGAGGUUUGGUCGCCGUGGGCAAGGAACUGGAUGCCAUGAACAAGCAACAAUUAUGAGUGCCCUUUCUGCGUCAUGUAAUGACUUGCUCGUUGGUUUUAAAAUGCGCUAUUGGAUAGAUGUAACCUGAA
Molecule: messenger RNA, 657 nt
Organism: Postia placenta MAD-698-R-SB12
Lineage: Eukaryota; Fungi; Basidiomycota; Agaricomycetes; Polyporales; Adustoporiaceae
Exons: 1
Coding region: 58-585 (175 amino acids)
Source: RefSeq, a predicted model, not a curated record